UUGUUCGUGUUUCUUACGCCUUACUACACCACCACCAUGUCUCGCUCGGUCUUUGCUCGUUCGUACUGUACCUUGUUUCUUCGGGUGCAUCCGUGGCUGUGCAUCCAACCAACUUGAUCCUGGAUCAACUUACAUGGGUUGUUGUCUAGGCUAGCCCUAGCGGUGUUUGUUAUGAGGAUGUCUGCUGGAGAGAUAAUCGACAGUAGUAUUGACGAUAAAGAACAUAUUUGGAAGGACCUGUUUGUAGGGAAAUCUUCUGACUAUUGUGGAUAUGUCCAUUCAAUACAAGAUGCAUAUAGUAUCGUUAGACAUUACGAAAAUGAAAUGAACGCAAAGUUUACUACUCGUUUUUCUAGGCACAACCAAUUUGGGGAAACAGAUCUGCACAAAUCAAGUCACAGGGUUUACUGGGAUUUGUUACAACGACCAACAAAUGCACAAGACAGCGAGCCUGUUAUCUUCUUUUCUGCCUCGGAUGAAAACUGUCCGUAUAUCCAUGUCAAUAGUAAAGACAUGCUCUGUGAAUAUGGGGAAGAUAUGCAAGUGGCUAGGAAGUUAAAAUAUAGAGACAACAUAAGCAAAGUAAAUGAGAU
Anneissia japonica is the source of this 593-nucleotide messenger RNA. RefSeq lists its product as uncharacterized. NCBI's taxonomy places the organism in Eukaryota, Metazoa, Echinodermata, Crinoidea, Comatulida, Comatulidae. The record is from RefSeq and is a predicted model, not a curated record. The annotation marks the transcript as partial. The transcript has 2 exons.